UGUAUUUGGUUGAGAUGGUGAUAUUCGAAGCUUCAAAAUGGUGGACAUAUCACCCUGUUGGCUGAAUGAGCACAAUGCUUUAGUAGAUUUUGGCGCUACUGCUAAUGCACCAAGCAAAGAUUUUUAUCACGUCUUUGUCACACAAAAAGAAAUAGUUUUACGUUUAUGGAAAAUUGUGCCUCCAACCCGUGCUGACUCCCACACACCUCCUGCAGAGUAUAGAAACUCUUAUAAAGAUUUUGAAUUUGAUGACCGUUGUCAUAGUGAAAUUCAGAGAGUUGCUGGUGAGCACACAUUAGACUGGCUCUUAGCCAUCUCCAGAGGACAUAUUGAUUACCUCAGCAGACUUCCUAGAGAUGUCUUGAUAAAGAUCAUCUUAAAUCUGGGAUUAGAAGAUAUUGGCAAACUUGGGAGAACAUCUCAUCAGUUUAAAGAGCUUUGUAAUUCAUGUGAUCUUUGGGAGCAAAUGUACAGAUUACAUACAGAGACUGCAGUUACACCAGAAUUAGAAGACUUGGCUAAAGAAAAGGGAUGGAAAAAGUUAUUUUUCACAAACAAAUUACAGUUACAGCUUCAGCUAAGGCGUUUGAAGAAACAUGAAAUGGACCAUGAGCCCAGCAAAGGCCAUGCUUUUAUCACAGAGUAAAAACUGGUGCAGAUAUCAGAGGUCAGACUUUAGACAGAGUUCAAAACUCUGGUGCUGAUAACCUUGAUAGUAUUAUAUGUUUAGAUUUUUUUUAACUCUACAUUCUGAUUUUAUAUGAGUUAUAAACAUUGAAAUCCGAUACCAUAAUCAGAAUUUAACUGAUGGUGACAUAAAAUGUUUUUACCUCAUUAAGUUUUUAUGACUACUUUCAACUACUAAUAAAGAAAUAUGUUUUGUUGUUUAAAUCUAUUUAUAAAUAAAAUGUUAAUUAUAUAAAAAUUCCUCAAACAAAAUUCAGUAUUUAUUGUAACUAUUUGCAAGAAUCUUUUCUCUCAAAAAUAUGCACUAUGAAAUUAUUUGACUGGAUGUUUUUGAGAUCCACAUGCAGAUUUGACAUUAUUAUUUUAGUAAUAUACGAAUAUAUUUCUAUACAGUGUCCAUUUAAAGUAUAGUAUCUGUGACUUUGUUACUUUGUUCCAGUAUAGUUGGAAUCAAUAUUCUGACCAUACUGACUAAUUCUCAGGGUAUCACACAAGGAAGUGAUUUACUCUUAUGUUGGAACAUACACCCAUCAUUGUUUUAGAUAAGGUUUUUUUUCAUUACCUGAAAUGCAUAAAUGGAUAUCGUUUUAACUUGUGUUUGUAAAAGAUAUUCUGAAUUAGGACUCAGCAUUCUGAAAUCUUAACAUUAACAUUGUUUUGUGCCAUUUAGCAACGUUUAGAUUAACUAUAAAAUCUAGUUAACCAAUGAAAAGAAAUAUCUCCUGGACAAUCUACUUGCACUAAAAAAUUACUAAUAAAAAAAUAAGUUAUGAAAGAAGUUGAUACUUUUAUGUUUAAAACAGGUAAUUAGUUAUACUUAAUUGAUAUUCUUUUUAUUUAUUUAUUUAUUGUAUGUAGAAUAGAUUAUUUACCUAAUAUGGAAACAAGUGCUUGUAGCGUUGGUAUAUAUAAUCUUUACUUAUAGGGAUUAUUUGUAAAACAAAAAGGGAGAGGGAGAACUAACAAAGCAUACUUAAUUGGUAUGAAAACCAAACAUAUAUAUUUAAUAAAAAAAUAAUCAACAAGUUAUAUAUAUUUAGAUUUUAGUUUAGGAUAUUACGUAGCAUUUAUGUAAAAAGAAGUCUAUGCGUUGUAUUUAAAUAUCAUUCAAUGUGCAGUGAAGUGUGUGGAAAUUGUGAUUCAGAUUAUCAUUUCUCAGUUUGAAUAUCAAUAGUUAAAUGAAUCUUAACAGGAUUUUGUGUAAUUAUUUUUGUAUUUGACAGUUUGAAAUAUCCGUCCAUGAAUUGAUACUAAUAUAUUAAGAGUUGCAUGAUAUUUAUAAAUUGAUUUACACAGAGCUUUUAAAGCAGUUAGAUAUUUUUUUCUGAAUUAAUUACUUUUAUUUUUAAAGAACCGUCCAUUCUGAGUGCUUAGUUUUUACAGACAGUGUAUAAACUGUGAUACAAUACAUUCCUUGUGCCUUUAUGGUCUACAUUAUAAGCUUUAUUGUAUGUUUGAUUUGAUUUUAUAAUAAACAAAUAUUUAUUAUUUA
Messenger RNA from Mytilus californianus (California mussel), 2179 nucleotides. RefSeq names its product F-box only protein 36-like. Gene Ontology annotation, molecular function: protein binding. Bases 38 to 646 code for a protein of 202 amino acids. The record is from RefSeq and is a predicted model, not a curated record. The transcript is spliced from 5 exons. Lineage: Eukaryota; Metazoa; Mollusca; Bivalvia; Mytilida; Mytilidae.